Messenger RNA from Nerophis lumbriciformis (worm pipefish), 1311 nucleotides. NCBI's taxonomy places the organism in Eukaryota, Metazoa, Chordata, Actinopteri, Syngnathiformes, Syngnathidae. The record is from RefSeq and is a predicted model, not a curated record.
AUGGAUAGACUUCGCAACACAGAUUCAAUUGAACAGUUCAACGAGCGAUUUAAAGGAUGGCGCAAUUGGAGCGGAUUUUGGCUCCUUGGAUUAUGCAACAACUUUGCAUAUGUGGUUAUGCUCAGUGCAGCUCAGGACAUUCUUAAAAAACAAGAGUCUGAAAACAAGACCAUGUUGAACGAUGUUACAUUGUCAAUGGAGUUUAAGGGUGUGAAUACUAGCAACACCACUUGUUAUGACUGCAAUUCUCUCUCAACAGCGGCUGUACUAUUAGCUGACAUACUUCCAACCCUCAUCAUUAAGAUGUCUGCGCCGCUCAUUAUCCACAAAGUGCCUUAUGGAUUUCGAAUCUUAUUCUGUGUCAUCAUGGCGACAACAAGUUUCCUUGUCGUUUCCUUCUCUUCAGCUGUGUGGAUGAGCAUUAUAGGUGUUAUUUUUGCAAGUACCAGCUCAGGAUUUGGAGAGUUAUCCUUCCUUUCGCUCACAGUCUACUACAGCAGGGAUGUACUUGGGGCGUGGGGCUCAGGCACUGGUGGGGCUGGUGUUGCAGGAGCCCUCCUUUAUUCAAGCCUGACUCAAGUUGGCCUUUCACCCCAGGUUACACUGUUAACCAUGCUGACCGUUCCAUUCACAAUGCUGAUUAGCUAUUUUUUCCUGCUGGUUCCACCACCUUUAUUUCCUCAGUGGAAACCUAGAGAAAGAGAUGUUGGCAUUGACACUUCUGAGGAAAGGGAAAGGCUAAUGGAUGGAUCCCAAGAAGAACAGGAAACAUGUAACCAAGAGGACAGGAGGUCUGGACUGCUUACUCUCUCGGAGAAACUGCAUGUAUUCAAAGGCUUGAUGCCAUUCAUAUGUGCCUUGGGACUGGUCUAUUAUGCUGAGUACUUCAUUAACCAGGGCUUGAUGGAGCUCCUGUAUUUCCGAAAGUUUUUCCUGACCCACGCAGAGCAGUAUCGCUGGUAUCAGACAAUUUAUCAAGUUGGUGUGUUUGUCUCUCGAUCCUCGCUUUGUUGUAUGAAGAUCAGGAAACUCUGGGUCCUUGCUUUUCUACAGGUGUUAAAUGCAGUGUUCCUCUUGUUGGAAGUGGGUUACCAAUUCCUGCCUAGUGCCUGGUUGGUGUUUGGGAUCAUCUUCUAUGAGGGUCUGCUGGGUGGAACUGCAUACGUUAACACCUUCUACUUCAUUAGCAAAGAGACUGAAGAUAGACAUCGAGAGUUUGCCAUGGCUGCAGCCAGUGUUGGAGACAGCGUGGGAAUAGCUUUGGCUGGAGUCACCGCUUUCCCUGUCCACAGAUACUUCUGUUCACUCUGA